Messenger RNA from Lineus longissimus, 8802 nucleotides. RefSeq names its product mucin-2-like. The record is from RefSeq and is a predicted model, not a curated record. Lineage: Eukaryota; Metazoa; Nemertea; Pilidiophora; Heteronemertea; Lineidae. The transcript is spliced from 11 exons. Bases 239 to 7522 code for a protein of 2427 amino acids.
CUCAAUCAACAAUAAAGGUUGUCUUACAACUGAGAGUGGUCGGACGUUUUCAAACUUUCGUGCAACUAGGAGCAGGAUUUGCGUUAGGAAGAAAGUGAUUUCACAACGUUUCGUCUCAUUUAACUUGAGAAGAUUAUCAUUUCGAAAUUGGAGGUUUUUGUUAUCAAAAGAUUGACAACUUUUUGGAAUAACCUUUUAGCCAGCAGCACUUUAUGCAGGCAGAGCUGGUUGAUCAACAAUGGUGCAGAUCGGCGUAAUCCUGUUGGUGAUUGCCGUCAUGGCAAACGGCCUUCAAGCGCAAACUGUAACUGUGACUAAAACGGUGACACAAACAGUGACAAAAACAGUGCAACCUUCGACAACCUCUGUAGGAUCAACCUCUGCGACUUCAACAGUGCCGCCCUCGACGAGCUCUCGCUUAUCGACAAGUACCCCCACAAGCAGUGGAACAUCAACCACUGGAACUGUUCAAACAGCAUCAAGUUCAUCGUCAACUGUUGCAACAACUUCAACGACGUCCACAACACCAUCAAGUACGUCAUCAACUAGUACACCAACUUCAACUGUCAUGUCUUCAACACCAUCGAGUACAUCGUCGACCACUAGUACACCAACUUCAACCGUAAUGUCCUCAACACAAUCGAGUACAUCGUCGACCACUAGUACACCAACUUCAACUGUAAUGUCCUCAACACCAUCAAGCACGUCUUCGACUAGUACACCAACUUCAACCGUAAUGUCGUCAACACCAUCGAGUACAUCGUCGACCACUAGUACACCAACUUCAACUGUAAUGUCCUCAACACCAUCGACUACGUCUUCAACUAGUACACCAUCUUCAACCGUAAUGUCCUCAACACCAUCAAGUACAUCGUCGACCACUAGUACACCAACUUCAACCGUAAUGUCCUCAACACCAUCGAGUACGUCGUCGACUAGUACACCAACUUCAACCGUAAUGUCCUCAACACCAUCAAGUACAUCGUCGACCACUAGUACACCAACUUCAACCGUAACGUCCUCAACACCAUCAAGUACAUCGUCGACCACUAGUACACCAACUUCAACCGUAAUGUCCUCAACACCAUCGAGUACAUCGUCGACCACUAGUACACCAUCUUCAACUGUAAAGUCGUCAACGCCAUCGAGUACAUCGUCGACUAGUACACCAACUUCAACUGUAAUGUCCUCAACACCAUCGAGUACAUCGACGACCACAAGUACACCAACUUCAACCGUAAUGUCCUCAACACCAUCGAGUACAUCGUCGACCACUAGUACACCAACUUCUACUGUAAUGUCCUCAACACCAUCGAGUAUAUCGUCGACCACAAGUACACCAACUUCAACCGAAAUGUCCUCAACACCAUCGAGUACAUCGUCGACCACUAGUACACCAACUUCAACUGUAAUGUCAUCAACACCAUCGAGUACAUCGUCGACCACUAGUACACCAACUUCAACCGUAAUGUCAUCAACACCAUCGAGUACAUCGACGACCACUAGUACACCAACUUCAACCGAAAUGUCAUCAACACCAUCGAGUACAUCGUCGACCACUAGUACACCAACUUCAACUGUAAUGUCCUCAACACCAUCGAGUACAUCGUCGACCACAAGUACACCAACUUCAACCGUAAUGUCCUCAACACCAUCGAGUACAUCGUCUACCACUAGUACACCAACUUCAACCGUAAUGUCCUCAACACCAUCGAGUACAUCGUCUACCACUAGUACACCAACUUCAACUGUAAUGUCAUCAACACCAUCGAGUACAUCGUCGACCACUAGUACACCAACUUCAACCGUAAUGUCUUCAACGCCAUCGAGUACAUCGUCUACCACUAGUACACCAACUUCAACCGUAAUGUCCUCAACACCAUCGAGUACAUUGUCGACCACUAGUACACCAACUUCAACCGUAAUGUCAUCAACACCAUCGAGUACAUCGUCGACCACUAGUACACCAACUUCAACCGAAAUGUCAUCAACACCAUCGAGUACAUCGUCGACCACUAGUACACCAACUUCAACUGUAAUGUCCUCAACACCAUCGAGUACAUCGUCGACCACAAGUACACCAACUUCAACCGUAAUGUCCUCAACACCAUCGAGUACAUCGUCUACCACUAGUACACCAACUUCAAUCGUAAUGUCAUCAACACCAUCGAGUACAUCGUCUACCACUAGUACACCAACUUCAACUGUAAUGUCAUCAACACCAUCGAGUACAUCGUCGACCACUAGUACACCAACUUCAACCGUAAUGUCCUCAACACCAUCGAGUACAUCGUCGACCACAAGUACACCAACUUCAACCGUAAUGUCCUCAACACCAUCGAGUACAUCGUCGACCACUAGUACACCAACUUCAACCGUAAUGUCCUCAACACCAUCGAGUACAUCGUCGACCACUAGUACACCAACUUCAACCGUAAUGUCAUCAACACCAUCGAGUACAUCGUCGACCACUAGUACACCAACUUCAACCGAAAUGUCAUCAACACCAUCGAGUACAUCGUCGACCACUAGUACACCAUCUUCAACUGUAAUGUCCUCAACACCAUCGAGUACAUCGUCGACCACAAGUACACCAACUUCAACCGUAAUGUCCUCAACACCAUCGAGUACAUCGUCUACCACUAGUACACCAACUUCAACCGUAAUGUCAUCAACACCAUCGAGUACAUCGUCUACCACUAGUACACCAACUUCAACUGUAAUUUCAUCAACACCAUCGAGUACAUCGUCGACCACUAGUACACCAACUUCAACCGUAAUGUCCUCAACACCAUCGAGUACAUCGUCGACCACAAGUACACCAACUUCAACCGUAAUGUCCUCAACACCAUCGAGUACAUCGUCGACCACUAGUACACCAACUUCAACCGUAAUGUCCUCAACACCAUCGAGUACAUCGUCUACCACUAGUACACCAACUUCAACCGUAAUGUCAUCAACGACAUCGAGUACAUCGUCUACCACUAGUACACCACCUUCAACUGUAAUGUCAUCAACACCAUCGAGUACAUCGUCGACCACUAGUACACCAACUUCAACCGUAAUGUCCUCAACACCAUCGAGUACAUCGUCGACCACAAGUACACCAACUUCAACCGUAAUGUCCUCAACACCAUCGAGUACAUCGUCGACCACUAGUACACCAACUUCAACCGUAAUGUCCUCAACACCAUCGAGUACAUCGUCGACCACUAGUACACCAACUGUAAUUUCCUCAACACCAUCGAGUACAUCGUCGACUAGUACACUAACUUCAACCGACAUGUCCUCCACACCAUCGACUACGUCUUCGACUAGUACACCAACUUCAACCGUAAUGUCCUCAACAACAUCGAGUACGUCGUCCACUAGCACACCAACUUCAACCGUAAUGUCGUCAACACCAUCGAGUACAUCGUCGACUAGUACACCAACUUCAACCGCAAUGUCCUCAACACCAUCGACUACGUCUUCGACUAGUACAACAACUUCAACUGUAAUGUCCUCAACAACAUCGAGUACAUCGUCCACUAGCACACCAACUUCAACCGUAAUGUCGUCAGCACCAUCGAGUACAUCGUCGACUACUAGUACACCAACUUCAACUAUAAUGUCCUCAACACCAUCGAGUACAUCGUCGACCACUAGUACACCAACUUCAACCGUAAUGUCGUCAACACCAUCGAGUACAUCGUCGACCACUGGCACACCAACUUCAACCGUAAUGUCCUCAACACCAUCGAGUACAUCGUCGACCACUAGUACACCAACUUCAACCGUAAUGUCCUCAACACAAUCGAGUACAUCGUCGACCACUAGUACACCAACUUCAACUGUAAUGUCCUCAACACCAUCGAGUACAUCGUCGACCACUAGUACACCAACUUUAACCGUAAUGUCCUCAACACCAUCGAGUACAUCGUCGACCACAAGUACACCAACUUCAACCGUUAUGUCCUCAACACCAUCGAGUACAUCGUUGACCACAAGUACACCAACUUCAACCGUAAUGUCCUCAACACCAUCGAGUACAUCGUCGACCACAAGUACACCAACUUCAACCGUAAUGUCCUCAACACCAUCGAGUACAUCGUUGACCACAAGUACACCAACUUCAACCGUAAUGUCCUCCACACCAUCGAGUACAUCGUCGACCACUAGUACACCAACUUCAACUGUAAUGUCCUCAACACCAUCGAGUACAUCGUCGACCACUAGUACACCAACUUCAACUGUAAUGUCGUCAACACCAUCGAGUACAUCGUCGACCAAUAGUACGCCAACUUCAACCGAAAUGUCCUCAACACAAUCGAGUACAUCGUCGACCACUCGUACACCAACUUCAACCGUAAUGUCCUCAACACCAUCGAGUACAUCGUCGACCACUAGUACACCAUCUUCAACUGUAACGUCGUCAACGCCAUCGAGUACAUCGUCGACCACUAGUACACCAACUUCAACUGUAAUGUCCUCAACACCAUCGAGUUUAUCGUCGACCGCUAGCACACCAACUUCAACCGUAAUGUCCUCAACACCAUCGAGUACAUCGUCGACCACUAGUACACCAACUUCAACUGUAAUGUCAUCAACACCAUUGAGUACAUCGUCGCUCACUAGUACACCAACUUCAACCGUAUUGUCCUCCACACCAUCGACUAUAUCUUCGACUAGUACACCAACUUCAACCGUAAUGUCCUCCACACCAUCGAGUACAUCGUCGACCACUAGUACACCAACUUCAACCGUAAUGUCCUCAACACCAUCGAGUACAUCGUCGACCACUAGUACACCAUCUUCAACUGUAAUGUCCUCAACACCAUCGAGUACAUCGUCGACCACUAGUACACCAACUUCAACUGUAAUGUCCUCAACACCAUCGAGUACAUCGUCGACCACUAGUACACCAUCUUCAACCAUAAUGUCGUCAACACCAUCGAGUACAUCGUCGACCACUAGUACACCAUCUUCAACAGUAAUGUCCUCCACACCUUCGAGUACAUCGUCGACCACUAGUACACCAUCUUCAACUGUAAUGUCCUCAACACCAUCGAGUACAUCGUCUACCACUGGUACACCAUCUUCAACCAUAGUGUCGUCAACACCAUCGAGGACAUCGUCGACCACUAGUACACCAACUUCAACAGUAAUGUCCUCCACACCUUCGAGUACAUCGUCGACCACUAGUACACCAACUUCAACUGUAAUGUCCUCAACACCAUCGAGUACAUCAUCGACCACUAGUACACCAUCUUCAACCAUAAUGUCGUCAACACCAUCGAGUACAUCGUCGACCACUAGUACACCAACUUCAACAGUAAUGUCCUCCACACCUUCGAGUACAUCGUCGACCACUAGUACACCAACUUCAACUGUAAUGUCCUCCACACCAUCGACUACGUCUUCAACUAGUACACCAACUUCAACUGUAAUGUCCUCCACACCUUCGAGUACAUCGUCGACAACUAGUACACCAACUUCAACUGUAAUGUCCUCCACACCAUCGACUACGUCUUCAACUAGUACACCAUCUUCAACCGUAAUGUCCUCAACACCAUCGAGUACAUCGUCGACCACUAGUACACCAUCUUCAACUGUAAUGUCGUCAACGCCAUCGAGUACAUCGUCGACCACUAGUACACCAUCUUCAACCGUAAUGUCCUCAACACCAUCGAGUACAUCGUCGACCACUAGUACACCAUCUUCAACUGUAAUGUCGUCAACGCCAUCGAGUACAUCGUCGGCCACUAGUACACCAACUUCAACCGUAAUGUCUUCAACACCAUCGAGUACAUCGUCGACCACUAGUACACCAUCUUCAACUGUGAUGUCGUCAACGCCAUCGAGUACAUCGUCGACCACUAGUACACUAACUUCAACUGUAAUGUCCUCCACACCAUCGACUACGUCUUCAACUAGUACACCAACUUCAACUGUAAUGUCCUCAACACUAUCGACUACGUCUUCGACUAGUACACCAACUUCAACCGUAAUGUCCUCAAUGCCAUCGAGUACGUCUUCGACUAGUACACCAACUUCAACUGUUAUGUCCUCAACACCAUCGAGUACAUCGUCUACCACUAGUACACCAACUUCAACCGUAAUGUCCUCAACGCCAUCGAGUACGUCUUCGACUAGUACACCAUCUUCAACCAUAAUGUCCUCAACACCAUCGAGUACAUCGUCGACCACUAGUACACCAACUUCAACCGUAAUGUCCUCAACGCCAUCGAGUACGUCUUCGACUAGUACACCAUCUUCAACCAUAAUGUCCUCAACACCAUCGAGUACAUCGUCGACCGCUAGUACACCAACUUCAACCGUAAUGUCUUCAACGCCAUCGAGUACAUCGUCUACCACUAGAACACCAACUUCAACCGUAAUGUCUUCCACACCGUCGAGUACAUCGUCGACCACUAGUACACCAACUUCAACCAUAAUGUCCUCAACACCGUCUAGUACGUCGUCAACUGCUACACCAUCUUCAACUGUGAUGUCCCCAACAAUAUCCCCAACGUCAUCUUCUCCACCUGCCCCAACCAUUACUGUGCCAACUACAGUCGCACCUACAGAAAUCGACCCAUCGGCCAAGUUUGACUUGAAGUUCGUAUUGACGAUUCUUCACAACUACACAUCAAACAUUGAUGACCCGAAUAAUGCGGCUCACAUGAACCUUGCGAAUGCUGUUGUGUCUUUCUUGCGAUUCAUCAUGAACUUCAUCUUCCGUAUUGUUUACGAAAUUCCCAAGAUAACGAAAGGAUCUGCCAUUGUUGACGUGAACAUGAACAUUCCUUUAGAAGACCUGAAGAUCGCAUCAGAUGCCGUUAAAGGGGAUUUUAACCUCAGUGCCAUGGUGUAUGACGCGGUAUACAAUGCAUCCAUUCACAACAUAACCGUUGAUGGUGGUAAAUCGGUGCAGUAUGGUGAACUGCUGAAGUCCAUAGAGAGAGCCUUUCCGAAAUCCUACAGUCCCUGUAACUCCAACCCUUGCAAGACGGGACGCAAAUGCGUUGACCUACAACCAGAAAAGGAAUAUAACUUCUACUUCGUUUGUCAAUCUAAGUGCAAGGACUACUUUUGUGGCAUUUAUUCCGAAUGUCGUCUAGGCCCGGAGGGUGAACCUUCGUGUAUAUAUUCCGAGGCAAGUGUCAAGAUUUUCAUUGGAAUCGCAAUCGGUCUUUGCUUCGCCCUCAUCACCAUCGUAGGAAUCAUUUGCCUGAUCUGCAGGUGGAGGAAGGCGGACACUAGAUCAAGAAGGGAAGACGGGGAGAGCGACCCCACAAUCCUAGGAAUUGGUCCUGAGGUACACUCGGCCAGGAAUGCUGCUUUUUUUGAUGAUGAGUCGGACCAACAGUAUGAUAACUACGACUCAUACCUGGCUUUCCAGACGGACUCCAUCAGUAAGGCGAUGAAUAUUCCCCGCCCAAACAUUAGUCCCGAGAAACUUGGCUUACAUAGACUGACGCCUUCACUGGAUCGCGGAUCACCUUACGAACGAACGAGGGGAACCAACACUGAGCUUUGAAGAAAAACAACAAGUAUUAAAGACUGCCAAGCAAAUUAAAUACGGGACGUUGGAUAAGCCGGAGGUCAUCAUUUCGACAAAGCAGACGCGCAUUGUGGGCUUGAGAUUUCCCUUCCUUUUUCGUAGAAGGGGGAUUAUUUUAGGGGCCUGGUUGUUCAGCAUCAAAUGUUUCUUCAUUCGAUGGACAAUGCGAUGAUUUGUUUACCGUUCGCGACAACCACAACAAGAAACACCAGCGCCCCCUGUCGAACAGGCCACUCUUGGACAAACCUGCAUUGUCGCAUUCUACAAACUCAGGUGCUUCUGAAUCAUGUCAUCAUCUGUUUUGACAUCGAUUUUUUUUCUUGCCAUAGAAGAGGGCUUUUUUUCACAACUUGUCAAUUCCAUGAGAUGUUGGCUGAUAUUAUAAAAGACUAGUAAAUGCUUUUACUUUGAACUUCAUGUACAUUUACACUAGCCAUCUCUGUAGAAAACUGUAGUAACAGCAUUUAGUAGUCUUUAUAAAUAUUAGCCGUUGUCACUGCAAAGAAAAUAGUCUAAAGUGACUGGAAACAUCCUCAGUAGACGUAAAUCCCUUUUAUUUCUGGCAACGCCCAUUUGUUUUGCUUGUAGUUAAACAGUAUGGGCUGGACCCACGCCGAAUCAUUGUAACAAAUAUUGCAAACUGUCAAACAUUGCGGCAUUGUAUAAUAGAGAUGUACAUAUACUGCCAACAUUUCGAACGAGGUGGUCAUGGCUUAGCGGGUGUGUAAAACACUUUCUUCUUCAGGUGACUUGUAUUUACACUGGGUCGUGUUUGAUUGGACACUCUUGUUCCAUCCAACUACAAUAUCAAUAACUUUAUACUGUCUCGUACUUGAACGUUGUGGUUUUGAUGGACCGUGGGGUAGGAGAUGCCUCUUUAUAAUGGCAAAUUAGCGAAACAUAAUCUGACAUGCCUAGCUCCAGUCUAUAGUCUUCCUUUAAAUGAUGUCAUUUCUUUCCUAAUGGAGAUUUAGGUAUACAACAGUGACUGUGAUAAUUCGCAUACGCCUAAAGCAGGAUUUUGAAGGCAUGGAGACUUCCGGUUGUUUUGUCCAAUCAAAAGCUGCCAUUUCUUCUCCAUAGUGAAGAAUAGCCAAAACAAAUGACUAAUCAGAACUUGCUUUUGGAAAUGCGGGUGCCCGUCAUCUCUUCAUGUGAUCUAUGUGUGAUUGUAUAUUUUGUAACAUGUUAUUUAUUUCGUAUGUCAUUUUCAUUUAAUCUGUCAUUUUCAUUAAUAAAAACAAUGUAAAAGAAAA